This is a messenger RNA of Dioscorea cayenensis subsp. rotundata (Guinea yam), 1383 nucleotides long. RefSeq lists its product as uncharacterized. The transcript has 2 exons. NCBI's taxonomy places the organism in Eukaryota, Viridiplantae, Streptophyta, Magnoliopsida, Dioscoreales, Dioscoreaceae. The record is from RefSeq and is a predicted model, not a curated record. The coding region runs from base 1 to 1383 and encodes 460 amino acids.
AUGGCCCGCCGUGCUCCUGUAACCCCACAAGAAAUUGCUGCCCGAAUUGCGGAAGUAAGGAUGAGAGGGACUGAUUCAGGAGGAAGCCCAUCAAGAGGAGAAGAAUCAGAAGAUCUAUCAAAAGCAAUCAUCCCCUAUGUCUCCCCUCAGGAUGAUGAUUCAUCUAGCAGAAUAGCAAAAACAGGAACAUCGUCACAGGAUGUGCCUACAGGUGUUCAAGACAGAGAUGAUCUCUUGAGAUGGGUGCGUGAGUCUUUUCUAAGAGCUUACGUUCAGGGAACAGAAGAAGAUGAACAGGAGGACUCCACUACUAUUCCAGAUGUAGAAGGUUCGGGAAAUCAACAGGUUAGGGGUGAAGAUGCUGCAGAAGAAGAAGCAAACCCAGAACAAGCAGAAGAAGAUGCCAAUGAAAAAGGUACAUAUGCUCCCACGAGUGCUGAAGAAGAGGUUGCUGCUAUAUUUAGUGAGGUUCUUGGAAAUAUUCACCAGAAUAUCGAUAUAGCUGGAGACACAGAACAUGUUACUGUACAGGUUACAACAUCCCCUGCAACAUCAGAAAGUUCAUAUAGUUCUGAUGAGAUCCCACUCAAAGAUCGUGUCACCCAGAUUGCUGAAGGGAAGAAAGCAGUGUCUGAGAAGAAGGCCCUGUCAAGGAAGAAAUCCCAGAAGAAGAAGGAGAAGGUUAAAGACAAUGAUGAAGACAAGUUUCUAGAUAAAGUUUCGAAGAAGAAAUUCAAGACCAUUGUUGAAAGAGGGCUUAUUGUUGAAAGGGUGAUAGAUAAAGGAGCUUUUGAGAAGCAUGGGUUAACUGAGCUGCUGCAAGAAAGAAGUUUAUACAAGUCUGCAACAUUUGUCGAAAGCUACAGUUUGUCAUUGGUCCAAGAGUUUUACAGCAAUUUGUCACCAUCUGACAAGGGCAUCUCCAAAGUCCACAUUCGGGGAAAGUGGAUUCCUUUUACCCCAACUCAUCUGAACAGAUUUUUGGAGUUUAAACCUGAAGUAAAAGGCAACUAUGAAGAGGGGUUUGAGCUGAAUGAGGAGGCUCUGAAAGAGAUUACUGGAGGAAGAACUGAGUCAUGGGGAGAAGAGUCAAGACUUCCAGCCUCCACUCUUACAGCCAAGUACAAUGGUUUGUUUAAACUUGGCAUUCAGAAUUGGUUACCAGUCCCACACAACUCCAGUAUAGUAAAAGAGCUCGCAAUGUUAUUGUUUGCUAUUGGAACUAGCAAUAAGUUCAAUCUGGGAAGGCUAAUCUUCCAGGAUAUUGUAAAAGAAGCUGACUGUACAAGCUCCUCAACAUCACUUGCAUAUCCUACACUGCUGUCGCAGUAUUUGUUACACUAUGAGUACAACUCAGGAAGGGAGAAGCAGUCACGGCAGUGA